GGCUUCGUAUAUUAGCGGAUACUUAUUUGCGCGUUGGUUCUUCUAAAAUGUCAAUCGCGAAAAUUAGGGCAAUGGGUGCCAAGACAAAGACAGAGAUCCAGACGUCAUUCUCCAAUCGCUUCAGAGAUUGACGGAUGGGGCAAUUAAUUCCAUCUCCAGAUUUUCCGACAUCAUCUUCCAGACUUCAACAUUGAGAAUACCACCACAUACUCAUAUACUAAACUGGCAUGUUUCCCUUACAGUCUGCAAAUCUAGAUCUAGAUGCGCUGAGUGGGAUCUGCGGCUCAAUCUCCAUAGCCUGUUGGGUCGUUGUCUUCUCCCCUCAGAUCGUCCAGAACUUCCGUCAAGGCUCCGCUGAUGGCCUUUCGCUCCUAUUCCUUGCCAUUUGGCUCGCCGGCGAUGUAUUCAACAUCCUGGGUGCCGUCCUGCAGGGUGUCUUGCCGACCAUGAUCAUGCUGGCGGUAUACUAUACUUUGGCGGAUAUUGUCCUCUUAGGGCAGUGCUUCUACUACCGAGGACUUACACUGCGCGAUGAUCCGUCUGCGCGUAUCACUCGGGCUGAACGUGAUGAUUCGGAAGAGAAUGUGGCAUCGGCGACUGAGCGGACGGCGUUACUUUCUCCUCAUCACAAUGCACAAGACCAGUCAAGCAGAGCUCCAGGUGAAAGGGGACAUUCGUUUCGUGACUCCAUCCAUCCUCCUUCCGUGAACGCGACGCACUUAUCACCCGCAACACCUUUGGUCGAAGCAUCUCCCGAUGUAGUCCGGCCUACUCGAAACGUCUCCACCCUUCAGAACAUCAUCUUCAACGUCACCGCCGUUGCACUCGUUUGCGCUGCCGGCAUAUUGGGCUGGUACGUCAGCCCGAAGAACAAAGCGCCAAAGUCCCCCGACAGCGAAAACGCAGCCCUCACUUUUGAUAUUUUGGGCCAGGUAUUUGGGUACCUGUGUGCAGCCCUUUACUUGGGCUCGCGUCUCCCACAACUCCUUCUCAACUACAAACGCAAGUCUACCGAAGGUGUUUCUUUGCUCUUCUUCCUGUUCGCCUGCAUAGGGAAUCUGGCCUACGUCCUCUCGAUUUUCGCGUAUUCACCUGUUUGUGAAGGUGAUUCAUAUGAGAAGACUGGUCAUUGUCAGCCUGGGGAAGCCGGGGCGCUGUAUUGGCGGUAUAUACUCGUGAAUCUGUCUUGGUUGAUUGGGAGCUUUGGGACACUGUUGCAGGACAUGGCAAUUUUCACUCAGUUCUUUUUGUAUAAGGACAACGAUUACGCAUCAUGAGAUCAAUCUUUCUAGGGGAUACGGAUAACGAAAAGUUUAUAGUCUACAAUAC
Molecule: messenger RNA, 1329 nt
Organism: Aspergillus ruber CBS 135680
Lineage: Eukaryota; Fungi; Ascomycota; Eurotiomycetes; Eurotiales; Aspergillaceae
Product: PQ-loop repeat-containing protein
Exons: 2
Coding region: 228-1277 (349 amino acids)
Biological process (GO): basic amino acid transmembrane export from vacuole
Cellular component (GO): fungal-type vacuole membrane
Source: RefSeq, a predicted model, not a curated record